This is a messenger RNA of Prorocentrum cordatum, 912 nucleotides long. Lineage: Eukaryota; Dinophyceae; Prorocentrales; Prorocentraceae. The record is from the annotation of a GenBank genome assembly.
AUGGAGAGGGCACCCUUGGAGAGGGCACCCUUGGAGAGGGCACCCUUGGAGAUCCGAGCGGUCGUGGAGGCCUAUGUCUCAAGAGUCGCCCCCAGUGCGUCGGCUUUCGGUUUUUUGACGCUGGUGCCGUUGAGGUUCCAGGAUAAGCCGGCCAAUGUGCUGGCCCCCGAGGCAGGCCAUGAAGAUAUGAGCGUGGGCAGGAUCUUUCGGAUGGUGGAGCAGCACGAGGUCGUUGUGAUCCCGUCCGUCUACAAGACGAAGAAGGAGCGGAGGGGUUUGACGCGUGUCUUGGGCCAUCUGAGGGCCGCGCAUCCUGACGCGGUCGUUUUUUUGGUGCAGUUGCCGGAUCGGUUCGGUACCGAGCUAACCAAGGGUUACUUACGUACAUUGAUGGCGCGCCAGGAUGCGCUCUACGACUUUGGGACGAGCGGCGUGCUAAUGGAGCUGGAGGGCGACCCAGAGGGCUUACAGCACAAGGUACGUCAGGAGCUCCUGGAAAACGCCGCGAUCCAGCUGCGCGUGCAACACUUCGAGAACACCUUGAGAACGGAAGUACUCGAAUGCCAGACCGUCGAGGACGAACAUCUCAGUCUUCUGUGGGAUGCCGUCCCGAAGUUGCUAAUGCCCGGUUUUCCCGCUCUAGACAGGGGCUUGCUGGAACAGGAGGACCAGGUCGGGGAGUUCCGGCUGGUGCAACAGUAUGUCAAUCAUCAGCACGUCUUGUUGGCGGUCAGCGGGCAGCACGAUUUUGUCGUUGUCAAGAUGCGCAACAAGCGCAGCGUCACGGCUGCCGAGGAGGUGGAGAGCAUCUACCAGGAGUUCUGCCUCCUGAAACACACCCUCGACCACCCCCACAUCAUCCGCUGCGUGACCAUGCUGCACAGCCAGUCCCACGUAUACCUGGUGCUCUAA